AUGCAAUGCUGCAUUUUCCUUUGGAUUCUACUUGGAACAGCUACAACCGAUACAAAAGCCACUGAUGAGGAGAUCUUGGCCAAACUUCGGGACCAAAGAGUCUAUGUAGCUGCAGGAUAUGCAUACGCAAGCGAAGAAAGUGGCUGGUUCUGCAUGGCUUUUGCGCAUCCGAGGGAUGUUCUUGAAGAAGGUCUCAAGCGCACGCUCCAGGCCUUGGCUUCAUAG
Penicillium waksmanii is the source of this 225-nucleotide messenger RNA. Its product is annotated as aspartate aminotransferase. The transcript has a single exon. The record is from RefSeq and is a predicted model, not a curated record. NCBI's taxonomy places the organism in Eukaryota, Fungi, Ascomycota, Eurotiomycetes, Eurotiales, Aspergillaceae. Bases 1 to 225 code for a protein of 74 amino acids.